Messenger RNA from Caenorhabditis auriculariae, 6760 nucleotides. Lineage: Eukaryota; Metazoa; Nematoda; Chromadorea; Rhabditida; Rhabditidae. The record is from the annotation of a GenBank genome assembly.
AUGAGCCAAUGGGACGAGACUAUGCUCCAAAUCCUCGCAGUUAUUCUGAUCGUCGGCGGCUUCUUGUACGUCACCAGGCCGUUGAAUCAACGUCGUGGCAGAGCCAGAAGACGUGGCCUGAGUCCGAGUCCCGGACCAAGUCCGAGCCGCAGUCGAAGUCCUUCGUUUUUUGAUCUUCCUCCACCUCCGCCACCAGAACCGUGUCCAACGGAUUCGGAUCAAUGUAGGUUGAAUCUCCUUGGAAUGACGUCAUGAAUCGAAACAAUUAGAUAUGACAUCAUUCAUUUGAGUUUUACGAGGAAUUAAAUGUGAAGCCACAUUUAAACUUGGAAAAUGUUUCGUGGGACAUCGUCGUCCAAUUAGGCUUGAAAUUAAUUCAGACGUCACCGGACUCAAAAAUUCAUGCUCUUGACGCCUUUCUAUGAGAACCAAAUGAUUAUCUUCGAACAGACAUCUUUUUGGAAGACCUUUUGAAACUCCGACUUUUGUAAAUACAGUUUCAUUUUCGUCAAAAAUGUACUUCAUUUCUUGAUUUUUAGUCGUAAUCGCAUCUACAGUUAUGAGUAUGACCGCUUGAAACGUCCGUUACGUCCGCCUUAAACCACCUUUUUUUUCUUAAAUUAUCAGUUUUUCACCAUGUUUUUUUCAUAAAAAUUAUCUAUUAUCAAACUAGAUCGGCUUAUUUUCAAACCCAAAAGUCCUUCAAAAAGUUCACGUACUUCAAAUAUUCUUGAACCUGGCUAGUUCAAAGCGGGGUGGACAACAAAAAAAGGAAAAAGAUUGAAUAGACCAAGAAAAGCCAAAAAGGCAAGGUCGAAAAAGGCGGGUUUCGGUGUAAUACCUGGAGGCGCCCCAUAUUUGGCCGUAUUUCUCUCUCUCUCUUCCACCAUCUCUCUUCAUUUCUCUCUCUAUUUCCAUUUUGUAUUUUCAUCGCUUGGCUAUUGAUCCAUUCUUUUUUUCUCACACCGAUUAUCGGCGAAUUAUGCGACGGAUCAAAAUAUUUGGUUGGUUCAGUUUUUUGGACUCAUUUAGAUAGAUAUUGCUCAUGUUAUUGCGGCGAUGACUCAUUUUUCAAGUGCCCAACGUUCACAGGACACUUGAAAGUGCGGAACGAGGGAGAGAAGAUUGAACUUUUUUUGUAGUUUUUGAUGCCUUGUUUUGUGUUUUGAGAUUUCGAUCAACGAAAAGUUCAUUUCAUUUGAGAACGGUAAAAAAUUGCUCAUGUUAGCCGGAUAAUGCAAAUAUCUUAAUUAUAAUUUUAUGAUUGAGUUGUUCCGGGAAAAGGCUUUGAGAAAUCUAAUAAUAAAAAGAAGAAAAAGUUUAAAAUACUAUUUAAAACAUUUAUACCUGAGUCUAGAAAAAAUCUCUAAAUAGGGCGCAGGCCAUCUUUAUUAAUAAUAUUUUCGGGAUUCUGUGAGCCAAGUUUUGUUUCAAAAAAAAGGAAACGAAAUAAAAUACUCUUUUUAAGGCAAAUGUGAAGUUGAAUAGAAAAGAAGGAAGAAUAUUUGGUGACUGAUGUGACGCAGAGGUUUCAGGCCGCAACUUGCUGAACAAGAAGGAGGCUGGAGGGCCGCCGUCGACGAUCAAAGAGUCGAGCGAGUCUUCGCAGACCAUCGACGACAACGAUUCCGAGAAAGGUUAACCUUUGAUCUACGUUUUAUUUAUUGGUCUUUGAUCUCCAGUUCAUUCAUUCAUUUUUUUCGUUCGAUCUCACUCACUAUCCAUACAAAAAAUUGAUUUAGUGAUCACUUUAGCAGUGUUUUUUAAAUAAUUACAAGAUAAAUUCUAUAAAAUCGUUCCGUAUCAAUUUUGAAGGUAAAUUCUUUUCCGGAGAGUUUUUUUGAAAUAUAUUUUCAGAAAAUUUUGAAAACUAAAAACAUUUGAAUAUUUUUUAUCAAUUUCUAAUAUUUCUUUAAAGUGAUCACUUAAACAACAGUAUUCAUUUUCGGUUUUUAUUCAAACUUUUUUUUUUGUUCGGUCCCUUGUCCCGUCCAUAUCAUGAUCACGUUUUUGUUUUCUGUUUGGUUUAGGAAAAAUCAAAAAAAAAAUCAAAGCAAACGAAAUCACGCCCACUAAACUGUGCACAACAUGCAGUUAUUCGAAAGAAAAAUCAUUUCGCAAAAGCUUUUUUUGACUUACAUGUCCAUUGUCGCGUUCUUACACAUGUCCGUUCUUGUCCCUGUGGUUUUUUAUUUAUUUCCCAAUUCCGAGAAAUAGUUUUGAAUAAAUUUUCAAUCAUUUUUUGCGUGUUUUUUGUGUUUUGUGCGUUUUUCGUUUCAUAAACAGUACUGGAAUUUUAUAUUGGUGAGGCCGAAUCAGAAGAAAGGUUGAGGAAAUGGAAUGAAAAACUGAAAUAAUGAUAAAUAUUCGAAUAAACGAAAUGAAAGAAUGAAUAUUGAUAGAAAUCGCACUCACCGCCGUCUUUUUCCUCCACUUCUCUUUCUUUCUUUUACUUCUGCUGAUUAUUCGGUAUUGAUUACCUAGCUUCAUUUAGUUUAUACUUUCUUCCAUUCGGCACACGUGAUAUUUGAUUCCAUUAUUGAUUCGACGCACACAAACACAAAAAGCACCUUCUAAUUAGCGGUUUAGAGAAGAGAAAAACACGAAAAUGUUCAAUUUUGGCAUGCCUGUCCGCUUUUUUAUAUGCUUCAAUGCUGCACAAAGACAAGUCGUUUUCGAUGCAUGGUGGAGAAAGAAAAGAGGCGUGGCUUGAGACCUUUGCAUUCAGAAUAAAAACAAGGCCCAUUUUGUAUUGAUUAGCUGGUCUAGGCCGCGCCCCCUAAGCUGGCUCACCGCACAGAUCUAUUGAUAAAUCAUCUCGCUCACUGAAGUAGAGAUCAAUUGGUCGAAGAUUGUAGAGUUCAGAGACCAUGUCUUAUUGUAACGAAUAAUUUUUCGUAAUUUUCAUUCGGAAAGUUUUUUCUGUUUUAUGUGUUCCAGUUAUUUUGUUUAAGACUAUUAGAUUCAAUAUUACGUGUCUUUAAAAUCUAAGACUCUCUGGGAAUUCGGGUCUCUAUUUAUUUCUACUUUCUCAAAGACCGUUUUCCCAAUUUUUAUGACAGCAGGGAGAAUGUCUCAGACCUUCCUGACUAUUAGUUUUGAAAUGAAUGAAAAAUCGUCUUUAUCAUGAGAGUAUCAAAAUGCGUAAGCCGUUUUUUGUAGGAUGCAAAGUUACGAGAAGUUGAGUUAUUAGUCAAUUCACUGCUGUGGAACUGAGACUUCUUAAUUUAGCACGUAAAUUUUCUGUAACACUUGGCUCAUUUCACAACUAUUGGUUCCAAUCAGCGAUCAAGAAACUUUACAAACUGAGCCUUUCUCCCUGCGACCAGGAUUUUUCAGUCAAGCUGAAUGGAGUCUAACGUACAAGCCUCUGUCCUUGUCAUUUUGUCCUUGCUUUCUCCACCAAAAACUGGAAUAAAAAACGCCAAGCCGCCGAAAAACAAACCGCUUUGUGUUUCUCGACAGGUGGCGGACAACUGAAGCACGAGAACACGGUGGUGAGGGCGGACGGCGUCGUGACGUCUUCUUCCUCGACGAUGGCCGCCUCGAAGAACACGUCGGCGCUAUCAGGUGAAGGGAGACCCAGCGCAUGGAAUGGAUCGAGUCGGCUGCAUGCGGAAUCGCAUCGGACCUUUUUUCGACUAAUCUAGUGUGGUCUUGGAGAGUUUUUCUCUGACUUAAGAAGUUUAUGACGUCAUGGGUCAACUUAAAUAAUGUGGAGAUCUUUAUGAAGUCGAUAGACGGAAGUUUUGACAUUAUUAAAAUCGUUUUUUAUCAGUUUGACGUCAUAGAAAAGAAGAUUUUAUUGACGUCACUUUCAGUAUUAGUUGCAAUUGAAGUUGUAAAGCUGGAAGAAUGACGUCACGGAAGUGAAAAUAGAAUUAUGGACGUGAUCAAAUUCCAUUUUCCACUUUUUGGCGUCAUUAAAUUCGACCUUUGAUUGAACUUGAACACAUGUUUUUGCAAAUGAUUAAAAUACCGCUCUACGGAAUUCACCUCUCCUCGACCACUUUGACAGAAUUGAAUUACACAUCCAAAAGUUAAAAGUUAAACCAAAGUAUUGCAUGAAAAUAACCCUCUGAACUGUUUUAACCCUUUUUUGCAUGACGAAGCCAAUUUAUAACUGCGUGUGCAUGUGCUCUUAUUAACAUUCCCUAACAAAAUUUUUAAGACUUGAAUUUAAAAAAAGUUAAAUGAGGAAAAAAAUGGGGGGUAGUUAUUGCUCGUGUUGGAGAAAGCAGUUCUUUAUAUCAAGGAAAAAUGCUAAAUGGAUAACAGAGUGACCAUUAUGGGGAGGAAUAAGUGCUCAACGGAGUGAGAUUUUUUAUAGAUUCCAACUUUGAUUAUUUUUUUAAUGGAAAACGUUAAAGACAAUCCUUGAAAAAAGCCUCAAGGGAGACUCAAGACCUCAAAUAUUUUCAUUUCCUCGAUUUUCAAUACUAUGAUAAACUUCAACUUCUUUUUUUUUUCGAAGAUUUCAAAAAAAAAACUCGUUAUGGUUCGACCAGAGUAGCUUUGACCUAAUUUUGAGCAAGAAAGUAAUUUUCUUGUAGUCCGAUAAACCAGAAAGACGCACAGGAACGAGCAGGAGAAAAAGCAUAUCGAAUUUCCUGAGGGGAAGAAAGAAACCAAAAAGAAGAGAAAGAAAGCGAUCGUCUCUUAUCUUGUCAACAUUUUCCGCCUUUCCUUCUUCUUCUUCUUCUUCUUUUUUCUCUACUCGUUUCCUUCCCUGUGUGUGGCUCCUUGCUGUACACUACUGCUGGAGAGGAAACUAGGAUAAGAAAGAAAAAAAGGAAAAAAAAAACGCUGAACCUCGGGGUCGUUUGUCAUUUUUAUUAUCGAGCCCCCGAGGCGUUUCUCGAGCUGUCCAUUUGGUUCUCUUUAUUUUCUGCUUGACUGAUUACGUGGCGAUGGCUCAGAUCGAUGGUGAGAAUGACUUUGGUUUUUGGUUUAUUGAUUUUCCUCAGGGUGUUCGUUUACUUUGGUUGAAAAAUAUCACUUUUUUUUCAAGUUUUUGAAAGUUAAAAAGUCUACUAAGGAACCGCUUGGGAGUAUUAUUAUCUAUGGAAUGGGUUCGAAGCUCUAUUUUUUGGGGGAAAACAUGAGUUUCGAUAGAUUUGAAAAAUAAAUUUGAAAAAAACAAUAACUGUUUUUUUUAAAGCAAUUAGUUAAAUUCGAAUCGGGUUUACGGCGGUUUUAUCCGAAAAUGAAUUUCGAGAAGUUUUCUGGUUUUCCAUUUUUUAUCUCGUAUUUAUUCGUUCUUUUCCAAAUCAAAAAAAAACUUAUUUUUUCAAUUUUUGAAGCUCAGCAAUUUUUGGGAAAGUUUAGACAAGUUUUUCGAAUCUUAAAAAUUGAGUUUUUUUUUAAUUUCACACAUAUUCUGAACUGGUUUUUCUGACAUGAGCAAUAAGACGGGCAUGCGCAUGACGUCACGAAAGCAAGAACAAAUAAUUGAAAAAGUUCGAAAAUUAAAAAAAAAAGGUUUCACUGCACUGUGCACGGUUUCUUCCCUUUUUUCUCUUUCUAGUUAGAUUUAGAAUUCGUUUGGAGUUGAUUACCUAAUAGUGCACGAAAGGUCGAAUUUAUUGAUUGUUCUUCGUUUUGCAAAGGUUUUCUUUGCAGCUCAAAAGCAGGAGAUUGUACGGGUGACACAGCAACUGCUGGACACGAUUUCGAGUAAAGACUUCGACGCGUAUUCGUUCGUUUUUCUUUUCUUCUACUUAAAAAACAUUCAAUGAACUAGCUCAAAUCAAGUAGUUUUAUUAGUUAAUACUUUUUUUAAAGGUUUUUAACGGUUGUUUUCCGUGAUUUUGUUAGGAGAAUUUGUUCAAGUUGAAAUUUGAGAGCUUUCUCGAGUUAAUUGAAGCGCCUUCGAUCCGAAUUUUCUAAGCUGUAAUCUAUUUAAUUUUACACUUUUCAGAAGAUUGUGCGACACGGGGAUGACGUGUUUUGAGCCGGAGGCGCUGGGAAAUUUGAUAGAAGGCGUCGAAUUCCACCGCUUCUACUUCGACGCUGGUACGUUAUUUUUACAGCUUAUCGUUGAGUCACAUUACUUGAAAGUAAAUUGAAAAAUUGGAAAUUUAUUGACCAAACAUUUUAUGAGUUCUAAAAAUCUGUAUUUCCUGUGAUUUUUAGAGUUCUCCAACGGCAUAAAUGAGCAGUGAAAAAAAGAAAUAAAAAUUGCCGGUUCAAGUGACCCUCAUGAGUGAUUUACCGGUGAAGGUUUCAAAAAAUCACACCUUUCAAGGACGCGUACAUGAAUAUUGAAAGUUAGUUACAAGGUUGACCAGAGUAGCCAUCUUGGAAUGGACGCGAAUAAUUCAUUUUUGGAACGUUUUUCAGAAGAGAUAUGGAAAUUUUGGAGUUACCAUAGCGUUGAACUUUGAGCAUAUAAUGUUGAGAGAUGAUCUAUCUUUGGGACAAUCUAUCUUCUCAGUGGAAAAAAAAGUUGUUUCAGGAUCAGCUUCGGCGGUUGCGGCGCGGAAGAACCAAGUCCACACGACGAUGCUCAACCCCAACGUCCACAUUGUCGGCGACGAUGGCGCCUGCAUCGCCUACGUCAAACUCACGCAGUACUUUGACAAGUCAGUCAAUUUUUCCUACAAGAAGUGAAAUAUUGUCGUUCAGGAACGGCGAAGGACACACGAGACAGUCGCAGGAGACGCGCGUCUGGUCGAAAAAGACGGGUCGCUGGAUCUGUCUCCACGUCCAUCGCAGCGCGCAGCCAGGACCCUCUGGCCACGCCCACUCCGACUUCUGA